AUGGUUAUAAUAAAAAAACCGUCUCAAAGGUCUCUGUACUUUCAGUACGUAUUCUUAAUUGCUUUAACCAUAAUAUCGUCCGUAAUUUCAUUUGCUUUCUUUUUAUCGUUAUUCGAUAUUACAUUAUUUAAAUCAAAUCGGCAAAUAUUUUUUGAAAAUGAAUAUGUUAAUCCAACAAAAGAUCGUACUUUAUUUUACGAUUUUAAUUAUGAGAAUAAGACAAGAGAAAAUGGUGCAAUAGUUGUACUUGUUAGAAAUGAAGAAUUAUCUAGUUUAAUGUCUUCUAUGAGACAAUUUGAAGAUAGAUUUAAUAAAAAAUUUCAGUAUCCGUAUGUAUUCUUAAAUGAUAAAGAAUUUACUAAAGAAUUUAUUGAGUCAACAAAAGCAAUGACAAAUGCCGAGACAAAAUAUGGUUUAAUACCGGUAGAAAUGUGGAGUUAUCCAUCUUGGAUAAAUCAAACUGAAGCAUUAUAUGCUCGUAAGAAAAUGGAGGAAGAUAAAGUAAUAUACGGUGGUUCGGAGUCUUAUCGUCAUAUGUGCCGAUUCAAUUCCGGAUUCUUUUUCCGUCAUCCACUUAUAGAACAAUAUGAUUACUAUUGGAGAUUAGAACCCGGAGUUGAAUUCAUGUGUGAUAUAGAUUAUGAUGUAUUUAAAUUUAUUAAAAAGAACAAUAUAACAUAUGGCUUUACGAUCGCACUUAUGGAAGUAAAAGAGACUAUUCCUACUUUAUGGGAUACAGUUAAAGAAUUUACAAAAGAAUAUCCUGAAUAUAUGAAUAAAAAUAGUGCUAUGAAAUUCAUAUCCAAUACAGGAAAAAAUUAUAACAUGUGCCAUUUUUGGAGUAAUUUUGAAAUCGGAGAUUUAAAUUUCUGGAGAAGCGAAAAGUAUAUUAAAUUUUUUGAAUUCUUAGAUAAAGCUGGAGGAUUUUUUUAUGAAAGAUGGGGAGACGCACCAGUUCAUACAAUUGCACUCGCAUUAUUCCUAGAAAAAAAUCAAAUACAUUUUUUUAAUGAUAUAUCAUACAGACAUGAUCCAUUUGAACAUUGUCCCAUUGAGAAAGAUGUUCAUGAAGGGGGAAAAUGUCAUUGUAAUCCUGAAAAAACAUUUGAUUUACAUGGGUUCUUGUUUACCAUAUUGGUUUUCACUUUAAUCAAAAGACAUUGUUAA
This is a messenger RNA of Rhizophagus irregularis DAOM 181602=DAOM 197198, 1167 nucleotides long. RefSeq lists its product as uncharacterized. Gene Ontology annotation, cellular component: Golgi apparatus; membrane. Lineage: Eukaryota; Fungi; Glomeromycota; Glomeromycetes; Glomerales; Glomeraceae. The record is from RefSeq and is a predicted model, not a curated record. Gene Ontology annotation, biological process: cell wall mannoprotein biosynthetic process; protein N-linked glycosylation. Gene Ontology annotation, molecular function: alpha-1,2-mannosyltransferase activity.